CAGGGCUGAACUGGCAGAACUUUACUGCAGGCUAUACCUGAGUGUGUUCCAGUUAUGCUAUGGCAUCAGACAGGUACUUUCUUCACCAUGGAAUUUUGUUACCAACUGUGGUUCACAAUGAGGAGAGUCUGAAAUAUGCCAAUGAUUUCAAAGUUCAGGACAGCGAUGUAUUUGCCAUUACUUACCCCAAAUCAGGCACCACAUGGAUGCAAGAGAUUGUACCUUUAGUCCUAAAUGGAGGAGACCUUACUCCAGUGCAAACUAUUCCCAACUGGGACCGGGUUCCCUGGCUGGAGGAGACAKGAGCAGCCCUAGUUCUGGACCGUCUGCCCUCACCACGGGCAAUGGUCUCUCAUAUGCCCUACCAUCUCAUGCCCCCCUCCUUCUUCCCCUCCAAAGCCAAGGUCAUCUAUGUUACCCGGAACCCAAAAGAUGUUAUGGUGUCAUCAUUUCACUUCCACAAGAUGGCCAGUUUCCUGGAUGACCCUGGGACUUUUGAUGAGUUUCUAAARAAGUUUCUCUCUGGGCAAGUGUUGUUUGGGAAGUGGACAGACCAUGUGAAAAGCUGGCGAAAUUCAGAUCUGGGAGAUAGAAUCCUAUACAUUACCUAUGAAGAAAUGGUCAAGGACCUGCGUGGAGUGCUGGAACGCCUCUCACGGUUCCUUGGUCGGGACCUAAGUGAAGAAACUCUGGAUCGUGUAGCCAACCACUGCUGUUUCAGCAACAUGAAGUUAAAUGCAAUGUCAAACUACUCCCUGGUGCCACAGGAGAUCAUGGAUAGCAGCAAGUCCACCUUCCUUAGAAAAGGGGUUGCUGGAGACUGGAAAAAUCAUUUCAGUCCUGAGCAGGAUUCCAAAUUCACAGCGGUCCUAAAAGAGGAAAUGAACGGAACAAACAUAAAAUUCCCAUGGGAUGAGGAGUGAACAGGUGGAAAUGUACCGACAACGUUUUCUUGACAUUGCAGGCAGUUAGACAGUGGAGAAUUUAAAACAAAUUGACUUUCUAAACGCAUCUCUGCAUCCAUAGCAUAAGUGUAAUGUCACUGGCCGUGCCCUGGAACCUCCGCAGUACACUGGCCGUGCCCUGGAACCUCCGCAGUACACUGGCCGUGCCCUGGAACCUCAGCAGUACACUGACAAUACAAUAAAAAGCACCUGGGCUGGGUUUCCCAAAAGCAUCGUAGCACUAAAAUCAUAAUUGCAUUGGAACAAUUCACGAAAACCCAGCCCAGGUCAAGUUGAUCUAAAAAGUCACCAUCAAAUACAAGUACAUUGUCUCGGUACUGGUACACUGUGUAUAUAACCAAGUCAUUGUUACUCAUUGUGCAUUUAUUCCUCUUGUUAUUAUUUUUCAAUAAUUUUUCUUUUU
Messenger RNA from Salvelinus sp. IW2-2015, 1368 nucleotides. RefSeq names its product sulfotransferase 2B1. Gene Ontology annotation, biological process: sulfation. Gene Ontology annotation, molecular function: sulfotransferase activity. Gene Ontology annotation, cellular component: cytoplasm. Lineage: Eukaryota; Metazoa; Chordata; Actinopteri; Salmoniformes; Salmonidae. The record is from RefSeq and is a predicted model, not a curated record.